AUGUCAACACAUCCUAUCACCAAAAUUCUUAACAAGAAUAGUCUUGAGGGCCCACACUUCAAUCAGUGGCUCCGCAAUUUGAAAAUUGUAUUGACAUUCGAUAAGAUCGCUUAUGUCUUACAAAAUGCACCUCCUCACACUCCAUUGGCUGAAAAUGCAACCGAUGAGCAACGUGUUGCUUAUCAAAAUCAUAAGGAUAAUGACACUCAAGCUAAAUGUGUUAUACUUGCAUCCAUAAACUCACAAUUUCAGAAGCAACAUGAGAAUAUGGAUAACGCCAUUUCUAUAUUAGUCCAUCUCACUGAAUUGUUUGGUGAGAGAAAUAGAAAUGUGCGAUUCACAGCUGUCAAUGAGCUUAUUAAGACAAAGCAUGUGAGGGGUGCUUCUGUGCAUCAACAUGGUCUCAAAAUGAUAGGACUCAUUGAGCAAAUUCAAGACCUAGGUUUUGCACUUGAUGCGGGGCUAGCUCAAGAUCUUCUUCUUUCCUCCCUAGAUGAUUCAUUUUCUCAGUUCAUAAUGAACUACAAUAUGUAG
Molecule: messenger RNA, 534 nt
Organism: Rosa chinensis
Lineage: Eukaryota; Viridiplantae; Streptophyta; Magnoliopsida; Rosales; Rosaceae
Exons: 1
Coding region: 1-534 (177 amino acids)
Source: RefSeq, a predicted model, not a curated record